Messenger RNA from Rubroshorea leprosula, 554 nucleotides. NCBI's taxonomy places the organism in Eukaryota, Viridiplantae, Streptophyta, Magnoliopsida, Malvales, Dipterocarpaceae. The record is from the annotation of a GenBank genome assembly.
AGUAUUUGUUUAGAGGUGGCUAUUCUCAUCCCUCAACGAAGGCUAUGAAGCAGGAGAGGGUUAAUGGUGAGCAGGGGGAGCCGAUGAUGGAUUCUCCACUGAAGCCACCGGCUUUGUUGUCCCGCGAUUUGAAGUUAGGGGAGUCGGUGCUGAUGGGAGGUAGUCUCGCGACCCCUCAAGGGGUUCAAAGGCUGGAUGUGUUGCCUUUUGCUGACUCGAGAGGUUGUUAUGGAGGGGCAAAGUGCUGCGGCGGUGUUGGCUCCGUUGAGGGUGGCGGUACAGUGCCGAACGGUGAAAAUAGUGGCGCAAGUUCUACCGGCAUGCAAGUUCUUCCGGCAUGCCAUAGAAGACUGGUGGGUGUCUAGAUCUGGCUUCUGUUCUAACCGGAAAACUAUCAUUGAAUUUUGCACUUCAAGGGUCUUUGAUUUCGUCUUCUUUUUAGUACCAUGUUAGAUGCAAAGUUCCCUUUCCCGUCUUCAGCUAAGCUCUAACCUCUGUUGCAGCAUUUAAAGAAGAGAUAAUUUUUGCUUCUAAAAUAAAGAAUGCUUGGGCGA